Messenger RNA from Stereum hirsutum FP-91666 SS1, 2787 nucleotides. RefSeq lists its product as uncharacterized. The record is from RefSeq and is a predicted model, not a curated record. The transcript is spliced from 3 exons. Bases 1 to 2787 code for a protein of 928 amino acids. NCBI's taxonomy places the organism in Eukaryota, Fungi, Basidiomycota, Agaricomycetes, Russulales, Stereaceae.
AUGGCCACACAACAGGACUUAGACGCCCUAACGAGCGCCGAGCUCAAGGCCUCAGCGAGAGGCAUCAUCUCACUCUCCGCAGAGGAACGGAAGACCAAGUCGACCCUCAUCACUGCUAUCCUUGCGAAAUCUCCUCAAUCUUUUCUUGAGACUCUUCGUCGACAGUCAGUGCAGAAGAAGAAGAAGCGUCCUCAUAGCUCCGUGGAUCUCCCACAGUCUAUCCAUACAGAUUCAGGGCUUCACAGCUCUGCCGGUGAGCCACCGCGGGCCCUUCCUCGUCGUCGCUUCGAAGAACCGGACUUCUCCAAAUUCUUGCAACUUCCGUCGGUCGAACAGACACACCAUCUGUAUCAACAGUUCUAUGACGCGACAUCAAAUGCGGCAUUAAACACUUCCACAUGCUCCAUCUGUGCUCGCGAACGGAAUGUCGCCGAUGAUGGCAUAUCUACCCUCCUCCUUUGCGACAUUCCAAAUCCACAGCGUUUGUGCCCGAAAGACGCGACAUCACACCCCCAUCAUACACUGUUCUCUAACAUGCUUCUGGAGCCUAGCGGUAAACGCGGAGUGAGUGCGUCAGACCCGGCAGGAGCCACCCUACAGCGUGGCAUGCGCGGCACGGUGACAACGUACGAGCAGGAUAUCAAAGGUGUCACCGCCAUGACAGAGGGUAAGCGGAUGCCACGUCCAGUCGCUCUCCUCGCCUCUGUCAUGUCCGUUACAUUCGUUGGGCGAGGAAAGCUGCCUAAAGGCUGGCUGUACAGUACCUUCAAAGUACGCCGCGCCGCUAUCCGCGAGGCCCUCCUGUGGCUCCGAGAGCAUAAUCCCAAAUACUACGGAGACAUCGAGAUCGAUGAAGAACGUCUUCGAGCUCUUCCCGAGGACGAUGUGCCCGAAGAAGUCUUGGCGAAUGUUCGGCAGACAGAGGAUGUUGGAGUAUUGCUCGAGGAGAGCGGCGCAGGCUAUGUUCCAGAUGAAACCCAGGAAGUGGAGUACGGUGCGUAUCCCUAUCACGACCGUUUGCCCGAUGUCAUUCCGUUACUCGUUUCCGGAGCGAGCGACACAGAUCUCAGUGGCGUUACGCCAACAGAAUUGAUGCUGUACGGCCUUAGCAACCUCUGGAACGAUGACUCCGAAGGAGGCUACGCUGUUCGGCGAGGCACAGACCCAGUGAGCGACUUUGGUCGUCCACCCCGUGGGGAGGUUCGACCAUACGACCCAAAUCGCACCAAUUUCUUCGAGAGGGCAUUCCCCACAUUAUUCCCUUACGGUCGUGGAGGCGUCGAAGCCGACCGAGAGACCCUUGUAUCGUAUCAGGAUCACAUUCGGUGGCUUCUUCAGUACCACGAUCGCCGCUUCCGACGCCACAAUACUUUUCCCUUUGUCGCAUUUGGCAUCGAGCAGCGACGACAGGGUCUUAACUCCGCGCGCAUACAGAUGCGGCGUAAGAACUUCGACGCGGACGCCCGUCUCCUCUCCACCAUCACGAAAGAGAAGCUCGAGUGCGCUGUCGAAGAGGAGUCGAAGAACCGACCGAUAUCCGACCCCGCUGUACGUCUACUAAGGAAGCAUAUUCACGCCACAGGAGCCCGCGUGAAGGGUUCAGAUCAUAGCAGGUACUCACUGCGAAGUCAGAUAUGGUCGACCACCGUCGUAAAGGGACCUCCCACUGUUUGGAUGACCAUCAACCCGAACGAUCUCCACGAUCCCAUCGCGCAGAUAUUUGCAGGCGAGGAGAUCGACAUGGAAUCGUUUAUGACCACGCUCGGACCCGACAAGACCAAACGCGCCGCGAACAUCGCCGACGAUCCGUACGCCGCUGCCAAAUUCUUUCACUUCAUCAUCCGCACCAUCCUUGAAACCCUUUUUGGAGUCCAAGUGACCGGUGGGAAGCGUGUCGUCAGUGAGAUGGGAGUACUUGGUGAAAUAGCGGCUUACUUUGGAGUUGUUGAGUCUCAAGGACGAGGCACGCUACAUCUUCACAUCCUCUUCUGGCUGCUUCACGCGCCCUCCUCAGAGGAGAUGCACGAACUCCUACAAUCCGAGGAUUUUCGCAACCGUGUCAAGACGUAUAUCUCGACGAACAUGACGGCGUACCUUCCUGGUCUGUCCUCGAAAGCCGACGCGGCCUCCGUCCCAAACGAAACCGAAAUUGGCUACAACCGACCACCGAACCCGACCGCAUCUGACUACACCGAACAGCUGACGUCCUUCGAACUUCGUGUCGUUCGUGCCACACAAGUUCAUAAGUGUGAACUUCGCCGUUGUCUCAUCCUCGACCAGAACGGCAAGUAUCGUUGCAAAAGAGGCGCUCCAUUCCAAGUGGCCGAGCACGACUUCAUCGAUGCUAGCGGAGUCUGGGGCCCAAAGCGACUAUUCGACAAGUUGAAUACAUGGAAUCGGGCCAUCAGCAUAAAUGUGCGGUGCAAUAACGAUGCGAAGUUUCUUACCAGUGGCGCCGAGACCAAGAACGUCGUGUUCUAUGUAUCCACAUAUCAGGCGAAGAAGCAGAACCGGUCUCAUACCGCAUCGGCGCUCAUGGCACAGGGGCACGCAUACCACACCGAGCACACCGACUACACCGACAGCCUGGAGAACGACCAGCGCAAGUUGCUCAUACGCAUCCUCCAGACAAUCAAUCGUCAUCAAGAGCUCUCCGGACCCAUGGUUGUAUCGUACUUGAUGGGAUGGGACGACACAUAUAAGUCGCACCACUAUACACCGAUCUACUGGUCCUCAUUCAGCGGUGCCAUCAUGCGUACUUUUCCGGAGCUGAAACGUUCAAGGUGA